AUGGCAGAGAGUAGUGAGCUGAUGAACAGGCUCAUGAGUGAGAACGCAGACCUGAAGAAGCAGGUGCGCCUCCUGAAGGAGAACCAGAUGCUGAAGCGGCUGCUCAGUGAGAGUUGCCAGGAGAGCUGUAGCCGAGGGGGCCGGGACCUGCUCUUUCCCAAGACCCCUACCUACCCUGAGGCCUGCUCCCCAGGGAACGGAGGUCCAGAGUUUGGAAGGUUUGCCGCUGUCCCUGACACAUCCUCCCACCUACAGACAUCUUCCCUGGAGGACCUGCUGUGCUCACAUGCCCCACUCUCCAGUGAGGAUGAAGCCUCCCCGGGCUGUGCAACCACAUCUCAAGUGCCUUUCAAGGCCUUCCUCAGCCCUCCGGAACUACAGGCACGCAUUGCCGACAGGAAGCUGUCACCACUCCUGAGUCCCUUGCAGGAUUCCCUGGCUGACAAAACCCUGCUUGAGCCCAUGCGGCCUAAGAAGGUGUGCUUCUCGGAGAGUAACCUGCCCACUGGGGAUAGGAGCAGGAGGACCUAUUACCUCAAUGAGAUCCAGAGUUUUGCGGGUGCUGAGAAGGAUGGCCGCAUAGUCGGGGAGAUCGCGUUCCAGCUUGACCGGCGCAUCCUGGCCUAUGUGUUCCCCGGGGUGACGCGCCUCUAUGGUUUUACAGUCUCCAACAUCCCUGAGAAGAUCAAGCAGACGUCUAUCAAGUCCCUAGACGGCUCGGUGGAUGAGAAGAAGCUGCGUGAGCUCACACAUCGGUACCUGACCCUGACGGCGCGGCUGGAGAAGCUGGGCUACAGCCGCGAAGUACACCCGGUCUUCAGUGAGUUCCUCAUCAACACUUACGGCAUCCUGAAGCAGCGUCCAGACUUGCGGGCCAACCCGCUGCACAGCAGCCCCGCUGCACUGCGCAAGCUCGUCAUUGACAUCGUGCCACCGAAGUUCCUGGGUGACUCCCUGCUACUGCUGAACUGCCUGUGUGAGCUCUCCAAGGAGGACAGCAAACCACUCUUCGCCUGGUGAGCCGCUCGCCUCACCCUUCCUGCAAUAAACGUGUUUGUUCCAAACCCGGGGACCACCCGCGUCCUCCCGCACGGAAAGCUGUCUGCCCAGCUACACUGGG
Psammomys obesus (fat sand rat) is the source of this 1120-nucleotide messenger RNA. RefSeq names its product spermatogenesis and centriole associated 1 like (gene Spatc1l). The record is from RefSeq and is a predicted model, not a curated record. The transcript is spliced from 4 exons. The coding region runs from base 1 to 1020 and encodes 339 amino acids. Lineage: Eukaryota; Metazoa; Chordata; Mammalia; Rodentia; Muridae.